AUGGCUUCGCUCGCUGCGGUAUGUAGGGUCUCAGCGCGGGCUGCCUCGCAGCAGUUGCGCAGCCAUGGCGCCCGGAGAGGACUUCACUCCAGCCAGGCCGCGCUCGCCGCGCAGAACUUCAACAUGCCUGCACUUUCACCGACCAUGACCGAGGGCAACAUCGCGAGCUGGAAGAUCAAGGAGGGAGACUCUUUCUCCGCCGGCGACGUGCUCCUCGAGAUCGAGACGGACAAGGCGCAGAUGGACGUGGAGGCGCAGGAUGACGGCAUACUAGCAAAGAUCACUGUCCAAGACGGUUCCAAAGCAGUCCAGGUCGGCACACGGAUAGCAGUCACUGCAGAGCCUGGCGACGACCUGAGCACCCUCGAGAUACCCGCCGAAGAAAGCCCUGCACCCAAGAAGGAGGCUGAAGCGCCCAAAGAGUCCAACAAAGAGCCCGCACCCGUACCAAAGGAGGAGCGAACCUCUGCCCCGCCUGCAAAGUCCGAUGCUUCCAAGAAAGCCUCCAGUGGCAAGGCCUCCAAGCAAACAUAUCCGUUAUACCCCUCUGUACAGCAGUUGCUCACACUGAACGGGCUGCCCAAGGAGGAGGCUGACAAGAUCCCUGCGACUGGGCCUGGUGGCAGGUUACUCAAGGGAGAUGUACUUGCAUACAUUGGUCAGAUCGAGAACGCAUACCCCUCAGAGCUCGCGAGCCGCUUCACCAAGCUCUCCCACCUCGAUCUUUCCAACAUCAAGGUCAUGGCAAAGAAGGAGGCGCCUAAGAAGACUGCAGCUGAAGCGCCUGCAGUUGUUGAGGACCUCCCGAUUGAGGUGGCAUUGCCCGUCUCUCUCACCGCAGUCAUGGAGUGCCAGAAGCGCGUCAAGGACUCGAUAGGCGUCUUCCUACCGCUAUCCACUUUUGUUGCGCGUGCUGCCGAGCUUGCGAACGAAGACCUCCCGCGAUCCAAAGUCGCGAAGCCAUCUGCCGACGAGCUGUUCAACGCAGUCCUUGGCCUAGACAAGGUAGCCGGAAAGUACUCGCAUGGAAACUUCGUCCCACAAGUGACUGCGCUGCCUCCAACUGCUAUUCCUAGCAAGCGUGCCUCAGCACCAAAGUCCGACAUCCUUGACAUGCUGGCUGGCAAGAAGGCUUCCACCAGAAAAUCCGUGACCGGCGCAGCAGGCGUUGCUGGACCCCUCAAUGUGUUCAGCGUAAGCGUGCCCAAAGGCGACGAGAAGCGCGGCCGCGUCUUCCUUGAGCGCGUCAAGACCGUCCUCGAGGUUGAGCCAGGACGAUUGGUCGUAUAG
Molecule: messenger RNA, 1290 nt
Organism: Alternaria arborescens
Lineage: Eukaryota; Fungi; Ascomycota; Dothideomycetes; Pleosporales; Pleosporaceae
Exons: 3
Coding region: 1-1290 (429 amino acids)
Biological process (GO): pyruvate decarboxylation to acetyl-CoA
Cellular component (GO): pyruvate dehydrogenase complex
Molecular function (GO): dihydrolipoyllysine-residue acetyltransferase activity
Source: RefSeq, a predicted model, not a curated record